AUGGAUCAGAGCCGCUGGAAGAGCCGGAGCCGCGCGAUCUGGAGCCGCAAUCCGUGGAUCGAGCCGCAAAAUGAGCCGUGGUCUGUGGCUCGGUGCAGCUCAGCUGCUUUUGCGGAUCAUUCUCACCCAGAUAUGUUGUUUAAGGGUGUACUAGUGGCUACAGACAUACAACUACAAUGUGGAGGGGAGGCGGCAAUGCGGGCAAGAUGGACGGGCACAAUGCGGGCGAGGGGGCGAGUGAUGGGUGAGCCGCGAGACGGUGAUGAGGCGGGCGAGGCGGUGCGGACGAGAUGGACGAGGCAGGGGAUGCGGGUGAGGCGGGGGUGGGCCAUGGGCAACGCGGGUGAGGUGGUUAGACAACGGUGGUGCUGGGGCGGGACGGUGGGGACGCAACGGAGCAAGAAUGUCGCGGGUGAGGCCCAAGGUGGCGAGGUGGGUGGAGGACACGGCGGGCAAGUCGCAGAAGACGCGGGGGAGGUGGGGCUGCGGCUGAACGAGGACGACUCGGCGGAUGAGGUCGACGCAGCGGCAUGUGGUGAGGUGGUGGGCGAGGACAGAGGACCUCGGGCAACGUGGGCAACGUGGGCGGGGAAAGAGGCGGAGGAGACGUGGUGGGGAGACGACCAAGGCGGACGUGAGGGCGCGGGCGGGAGGGCGGGAGGCUGGGGCGCCGGCCAGCGCGGCCGCAACCGCGCACCAGAGGGACGAGACGCGGGGGCGUGGAGGGCGCGAGGGCGACGUGUGGAGGGCUUGAAGAGUGAAGAGGGCCAGCGCGAGGGCAGCACGGCUGGAACCUGGGAGGGGGAGGUGACGCGGGGAGCAGAGAAGGCGGGGAGCACUCAAGGAUCGGGCGAGAUGAGGCAGGUGGGGGACGUGGGCAAUGCGGGUUGCGGGCGAGGGCGACGCGGGCGAGACGUGGGUGAUGCGGGCGAGACGUGGUGGGCGACGCGAGGCGGAUCCGUGGAUGAGGCGGAGGGCAGGGACACGGUGAAGGAGGCGAAGGGCAGCGCAGGCGGAGGGCGACGCGAGCCGGAGGAGCAGGGGGCGAGCCAGGGGCAAACCGGGGGAUGGCGAGGCGGAGAUGUGGACGAGCGCGACGCGGACAAGGGGCAACGCGCGCGGACGAGCGUGAGCGUGAGCGCGAGAUGGGCAGGGACGCGCGAGGUGCGGAGAACUCACCAGAAGAGAUCGGGGCCGCGGGAGCUCACCGCGACACCAUGA
Epithele typhae is the source of this 1221-nucleotide messenger RNA. RefSeq lists its product as uncharacterized. The transcript is spliced from 7 exons. The record is from RefSeq and is a predicted model, not a curated record. The coding region runs from base 1 to 1221 and encodes 406 amino acids. NCBI's taxonomy places the organism in Eukaryota, Fungi, Basidiomycota, Agaricomycetes, Polyporales, Epitheliaceae.